AUGGCUUAUCCAACUGGACCUGGACCACCUGGUCAUGGGGUUGUGGGUGCAUAUCAACACCAAACUGCACCUGCUUAUGGCGGAUAUCCAUCUCCACCUGCACCUGCUUAUGGCGGUGGAUACACAUACCUACCUCCACCUGCUUAUGGCGGUGGAUACACAUACCCACCUGCACCGGCUUAUUGUGGCGGGUACCCAGCUUUUGUUCCUGGUCCAUAUGGUCCAUAUAUACCACACACUGCCCCGGCUGCACAGCCAAAGAGUCCUAUCAUUUCUGGUAUUGUGACAGCCGCGAUUGAAGCGCUGGCCAUAGGUGUGUUCAGGGGUGCAGUCACUAAUACUUUGUUUGAUGAUGCUAAUUAA
Molecule: messenger RNA, 363 nt
Organism: Quercus lobata
Lineage: Eukaryota; Viridiplantae; Streptophyta; Magnoliopsida; Fagales; Fagaceae
Product: proline-rich antigen homolog
Exons: 1
Coding region: 1-363 (120 amino acids)
Source: RefSeq, a predicted model, not a curated record